UUGCAUCUCUAGCCGCCGCUUGACACUUUUCUUUGGCUGCAUACGGCAACGACGACAAGACAACAUCGCAACUGUAGAAUUUUGUUGUAACAUUUAAGCAUAUUGAUUGCAUGGAGAACAAAGUUUUCUAAUCGAAUAAUUGCAAGUGCGGAGUGCACAAUUAGAAUACCAUGGACGUGGACCUCAGCCUAGAUGAAAUAAUCGAGCGCAAGCGCACACACAACCCCCCUCCCCGGGCCAAUGAAAAAAGACUCAAUGCAGUUCAAAUGAAGCCUCGAAAGCCGCUUAACAAGCCGGCCGGACAUCAGCGUACAUUCGAUGCACGUAACAAGAUAAUACAAAAGACGCGCGCCAAAAUAGUCGAUGCACGCGAUAUACUCAAUCAGAAUAUACGCGACUCUGGCAUCGAUGCCCGCAACGUGCUGCUCGAGCGGAAGAAGGAGCGCAUGCCAUUGCCCAUGCCCCUGCCACCACAAUCAUCGCGCAUGCAAUCGCGAGUAACUGGCGUUGGUCGUGCUGGAGCUGGAGUUGGAGGAGGUGGCGGUGGCAUUGGAGGCAUUGGAGGUGGCGUGCACAAAGGACGAUUUGGUCAACGUAUAAUUACAGUCGGAAAUCGGCCGGGCGCUAUGGUGCAAACACUUUGGGAUCCCAAGGAUGAAAUGCCAACACACAGUGGCUACAAAUCGAGUCGUCUCAAUGCUGCCGCCAAGCCAUUUGUGCCACGCGGCUAUGUGGACUAUGACAACAUGCAGCAGCUGGAGGAUGAGGAAAUUGCACGCACGCUGCACAUGGGCAGCUACAACAGCAGCCAACAGGCGGGAGUGGCGCGUCCAAGGCUGGCACGUGCCUAUGAUGGCUAUGACCUCGAAAUGGACGGUGUGGAAAUAACAUCGCCAGGCGGCAGCAACACUAUGGCCGCUGAUCCCUUUUCCAUUUACGAAUCGGCACGCAAUCGUGUAGAGCGACCCUCGCUGCCACCGCCACCGCUUGGCCAUGUUGGCCAUGGUGAUAAUGGCGAGCAACUGUUUGAGCGGCGACAGCGCAAUUUGGUGGCAACAUCCAAUUUACCAGAUUCGCUACGCGCCCGCCUUUUUGGCAACGAGCCCGACCGUCGCGUCUCCCAUGGCAUCUAUGCCAAUGAGAAUGGCAGCGGACAUCAGGCUGCAGCCGGCAUGUCAUCAAUGAAUAUGCACCAGCGUCGCAGUCCGCCAUCGAUGUCAAUGCCGUUGCCACUGAGCGUGGUGAACAAUAAGCCCGGCUAUCGUUUGCUUGUUAGCAAUCUGCACACAAAUGUCACAACAGCCGACAUAAGGGAGCUGUUUAACGACAUUGGACCAAUGUACGAUGCUCAUGUGGUGCGUCCCGGCACCGCCGAGGUCAUUUACAAGUCGCUGGAGCAUGCUGAGAUGGCUGUGGAUGCCUAUCAUCAGCGUGAGUUCGAUGGCCAGCCUAUGCACUGUGUCCUGGUCAAUCCACACUCAUCCAAUCGCAGUGCCCACUCGGUGAGCUCUCGCACCGUGACCACCAACUCGUCGGGUGUGGAGGUGGACAUUGAUGCCCUACACUCAGUACUCUUUCGGGAUCGUUAAAGCAACCGGGGAAACGCCUUCUUCAUCCCAGACACUACAUUAAACAUUUCAUCAACAAACAUCCCACGAUUUAUCAAAGCAUCAAUCAUCACACACACUCAUCUCUAAAUUCUUUCCCCUUACUUAGACAUAAGUCUGCAACAAAAACACAUUUUGUAUUCGUUGGUUAAACGAUAUAUAACCGACGCCAGCUCAGUAAACAGAUAGCCAAGUUUAUAUCCAA
Molecule: messenger RNA, 1812 nt
Organism: Drosophila innubila
Lineage: Eukaryota; Metazoa; Arthropoda; Insecta; Diptera; Drosophilidae
Exons: 4
Coding region: 171-1589 (472 amino acids)
Biological process (GO): mRNA export from nucleus
Cellular component (GO): nucleus
Molecular function (GO): mRNA binding
Source: RefSeq, a predicted model, not a curated record